GCCCAACGAAGUUUCACUUCUCAGACAGCUAAUUCCAGAGAGAAACUUUUCGGGAAAAUCGAUCGAAAACCCUAGGAGAGAGAAAAAAAAAAUCCAGACGGAGAGUUAUGGCGGAAUCGAAUCCUGGCCGUGGAGGUGGAAGGAGAGGCGGUGGACAUAUGGAUGACGACAAGUUGGUCUUCGAGACGACGGCAGGGAUCGAGCCCAUCACGAAUUUCAGUGACAUGGGGAUUAAGGAGAAUGUACUUCGCGGCGUCUACGAGUACGGUUUCGAGAAGCCAUCCGCGAUUCAGCAGAGAGCUGUUAUGCCGAUUCUCCAAGGCCGCGAUGUUAUUGCUCAAGCUCAGUCCGGUACCGGAAAAACCUCUAUGAUUGCCCUCUCCGUCUGCCAAGUCGUUGACACUUCUUCCAGAGAAGUUCAGGCCUUGAUAUUGUCCCCAACGAGAGAGCUGGCUUCACAAACAGAGAAGACGAUUCAAGCUAUUGGAUUACACGCCAAUAUUCAGGCACAUGCGUGCAUCGGUGGGAAGAGCGUCGGAGAAGACAUCAGGAAGCUGGAGCAUGGUGUCCAUGUUGUGUCGGGGACUCCUGGUCGUGUCUGUGACAUGAUAAAGAGGAGAAGUCUACGUACCAGAGCUAUUAAACUUCUGAUUCUUGAUGAAUCCGAUGAAAUGCUGAGCAGAGGGUUCAAGGAUCAGAUCUAUGAUGUUUACAGAUAUCUUCCUCCCGAUCUUCAGGUGGAUUGGCUAAGUGAGAAAAUGAGGACUAGCAACUUUACAGUCUCGUCAAUGCACGGUGACAUGCCUCAAAAGGAGAGAGAUGAGAUCAUGAACCAGUUUCGGUCAGGCGACAGUCGUGUUUUGAUCACGACAGAUGUAUGGGCACGUGGGAUUGAUGUGCAGCAAGUGUCUCUUGUCAUCAAUUAUGAUCUCCCCAACAACCGUGAGCUCUACAUCCAUCGUAUUGGACGGUCUGGUCGUUUCGGGCGUAAGGGUGUUGCGAUCAACUUUGUUAAAAAGGACGACAUCAAGAUCCUUCGAGACAUUGAGCAGUACUACAGUACCCAGAUUGACGAGAUGCCGAUGAAUGUAGCUGAUCUUAUCUAGAAGGACCUUUAUCUGCCUGAGAGUUUUUGCGUGAUGGUGUCUGUGUUUGCAGUGGGAAGUGUCUGAAUGAUAAAGUAUUGUUCAGGGCUUGUAUCAGAUUAUUGCACCGAUCUUAUGCUUUUGGAGUUUCUGUGGCUUCUUUUGAAACACUUGCGCUCACUUUGUGGUAAAUGCUUAAUGACUUGAGAAGCGAUUUGGGUUUUGGGGUUUGUUCUUCUUUUCCUCGCUAUCAUUACUUGUAAGACUUUGUGGUCGACCAUGGAAAAAACGAUUCAGUGUUUUCUUAUUUAGUAAAACUUGGAUUUUGUCUACAAACGCAAUCAACUGUUACUGGGCAAGGAUUUGAGUUUUUUCAUCUUUAUAGUCGCUCAGAAUGAAAAUUAUAUAGAGCAGAGUUCUACGUGUAAA
Messenger RNA from Thlaspi arvense, 1514 nucleotides. NCBI's taxonomy places the organism in Eukaryota, Viridiplantae, Streptophyta, Magnoliopsida, Brassicales, Brassicaceae. The record is from the annotation of a GenBank genome assembly.